GUCCUGUCUUCCAAAGCGCAUGCGUACUGAGGGCCUUGAGGACCAGGCGCAUUUGGAAAACCUGUUAUCGUGUGUGUCUGCGUGUGUGUGUGUGCGCGUGCACGCGCGCGUGUGUGCCUGUGUUCAUUCCUGUUCGGUGCGCAUGCGCACUGUCAGGUUGCGGUGUGGUAGAGGGUAUUAAGGUAUAGGUCGUAGAACUGAUUUGCCAUCUUGGAAGCGAAAGAAGCUGGAGCUCGGAAACCAAAAGCCCUAGGCUUCUAGGCUCAGCUAUUAGCCUCUCAGAAAGAUGGAUAGAAGAAAUGACUAUGGUUAUCGGAUGCCCACAUUCCAGGGCCCUAUGCCUCCCCCUGGGAGCCUAGGGCUUCCUGUCUCUCCAGAUGUACAGACUGAGAGCACAGAAAAGGACAGUGUCCUGCUGAUGCAUACCCUGUUGUCGGCAACCAAGGACCCACCAAUUGCCAGCCGGCCUAAGAAAAGCAAGACCAAGAAGACUUCUAUUAAGGCUGCUACUAAGACCACACCUACUCCCCCUCCAGUCCCACCUGCCAAUGAUAUUGCUAACAACAAGCCUAAAGUAACUUUGCAGGCUUUAAACCUACCAAUGUUCACUCAGAUCAGCCAGGCUUCAGCUACUACUGAGGCAGCCAGUAAUGAGGCUUCAAUUACUGCUCAGACCAAGAAAGCCAAGACAAAGAGAGUGACUCCCAAGGCACCCCCAACUAGCAGUGAGGAUGUCAGUACACAGCUGAAGUCACCCAUACAGGCCCUAAACCUACCAGUUACCUCACCGAUUAUCCAGUCUCCAGUUGCCAAUGAGUCAGCCAAUUCCCUGGCCUUGAUAGCUGUCAGCAAACCCAAGAAAGCUUCUAAGGCAAAGAAAGCUGCCAAUAAGACUGUACCCAGUGCCACUGAAAUCUCACUGCCUUCGACUGCCACCCACACAGCCACUACCCAAGGCCAGGCUGCCAAGGAGACAGGUAGUAUUCAGGGCACAGCAGCCACUAUCCGAACCAAGAAAACUUCUAAAGCUAAAAGGACAACUGCUAAGACCACAAAUACUGACACUGAAUAUGUAGAGCCCUCAAAUGCCAUUGAGACAUCUAGCAGACAGAUUGAGACCUCAGCUGUAGUUCAAAGGCCCAAAAAGCCCAAGGGGAAGAAAGUUGCCAAUAAAGGCUCAAAUUCUGCUUCUGAGCUCUCUGAGGCUCCACCUGCCAUUCAAAUGGUAACAAACCAUGCCCUAUCUGUCACUGUACGGAUCAGGAGAGGGUCUAGGGCUCGAAAGGCUGCCACUAAGACUCGAGCAACUGAAAGCCAAGCUCAAAUCCCUGACCAAGGAGCUCAGGCCCAGAUGGCUACCUCUCAGGCCAGCAUAAGUGCCCUUGAGACUCAGGUGGCUGCUGCUGUCCAGGCCUUGGCAGAUGACUAUCUGGCUCAGUUGAGUUUAGAGCCCACAACCAGAACCCGGGGCAAGAGGAACCGGAAGUCUAAGCAUCCCAAUGGAGAAGAAAGAACUGGGAGUAAUUACAGGAGGAUUCCAUGGGGCCGGAGGCCUCCACCACCCCGAGAUGUGGCCAUUUUGCAGGAAAGGGCAAAUAAAUUGGUGAAAUACCUGUUGGUUAAGGACCAGACAAAGAUCCCUAUCAAGCGCUCAGACAUGCUGAAGGAUGUCAUCCAAGAAUAUGAUGAAUAUUUCCCAGAGAUCAUUGAACGAGCAAGCUAUGCUCUGGAGAAGAUGUUUCGAGUCAAUCUGAAGGAAAUUGAUAAGCAAAGUAGCCUGUAUAUUCUUAUCAGCACUCAGGAGUCCUCUGCAGGCAUACUGGGAACGACCAAGGACACACCUAAGCUGGGUCUCCUCAUGGUGAUUCUGAGUGUCAUUUUCAUGAAUGGCAACAAGGCCAGUGAGGCUGUCAUCUGGGAGGUGCUGCGCAAGUUGGGGCUGCGCCCUGGAGUAAGACAUUCACUUUUUGGAGAAGUGAGGAAACUCAUCACUGAUGAAUUCGUGAAGCAAAAAUAUCUGGAAUACAAGAGGGUCCCAAACAGCAGACCACCUGAAUAUGAAUUCUUCUGGGGCUUGAGGUCUUACCAUGAGACUAGCAAGAUGAAAGUCUUGAAAUUUGCAUGCAAGGUACAGAAGAAAGAUCCUAAAGACUGGGCUGCUCAGUACCGAGAGGCAGUGGAGAUGGACGUUCAGGCUGCAGCUGUGGCUGUGGCUGAGGCUGAGGCCAGGGCUGAGGCAAGAGCCCAAAUGGGGAUUGGAGAGGAAGCUGUGGCUGGGCCCUGGAAUUGGGAUGACAUGGAUAUUGACUGCCUAACAAGGGAAGAGUUGGGUGAUGAUGCGCAGGCCUGGAGCAGAUUUUCCUUUGAAAUUGAAUCCAGAGCCCAAGAAAAUGCCGAUCCUGCCACUAAUGUCAACUUCAACCAAGGAUCUAGUACCAGAAAUAACUUCAGUGACAGUGCCAGUAUUAGCUUUAAUGGUCUAACCAACCCCAGUGGUGGUUUUGGUGGCAUACCCAACUCCAAUGGUAGCUUUGGUGGUAGAAAUGGCAUCACCUUUGGUAGUGUACCUAACACCUCAGCCAACUUCAGCAGUGCAGCGAGCAUUAGCUUUGGUGACACACCUUACACUAGCAGUAGUUUCAGUGGUGGAGCCAGCAUUAGCUUCAGUGGCACACCCAGUACAAGUGCCACUUUCUGUAACACAGCCAGCAUUAGCUUUGGUGGUGCAUCAAGCACUAGCACGAGUUUCAACAGUGGAACAAGCAUUAGCUUUGGUGGUGCAGCCAGCACUAGCACUAGCUUCAGCAGCACAGCCAGCAUUAGCUUUGGUGGUGCUCCCAGCACUAGCACUAGCUUCAGCAGCACAGCCAGCAUUAGCUUUGGUGGUGCUCCCAGCAUCAGCACCAGUUUCAGUGGUGGAUCCAGUAUUAGCUUUGGUGGUGCUCCCACCACCAGUACCAGUUUCAGUGGUGGAGCCAGUGUUAAUUUUGGUGGUGCACCUUGUACCAGUGCCAGUUUCACUGGUGGAUCCAGCUGUGGCUUUGGAGGCACACUUAGCAGUACCACAGCUAGCUUUAGUGGUGCACUCAGCACAAGUACCAGCUUUGGCAGUGCACCCACCACAAGCACUGUCUUCAGUGGUGCAGUUAGUACCACCACUGGCUUUGGAGGCACACUUAGCACCAGUGUCUGCUUUGGUAGCUCUCCCUGCUCUGGUGCUGGCUUUGGAGGCACACUCAGUACCAGUAUCUGCUUUGGUGGUUUUCCUAGCACCAAUACUGGUUUUGGCGGUACACUCAGCACCAGUGUUUCUUUUGGUGCUUCUUCUAGCACCAGUUCUGACUUUGGCGGUACACUAAGCACUAGUGUGAGCUUUGGUGGCUCUUCUCGCACCAGUGUUGGCUUUGGCGGUACACUCAACAGCAGUACCGGCUUUGGUAGUGCCAAUAGCACCAGUGCUAGCUUUGGCAGUACACUCAACAGCAGUGCCAGCUUUGGUGGUGCCAUAAGUACUGGCUUUGGUGGUGCACUCAAUAGCAGUGCCAGCUUUGGUGGUGCCAUCAACACCAGCGCCAGCUUCGGUGGUGUACUCAAUAGCAGUGCUAGCUUUGGUGGUGCCAUUAGCACCAGUUCUGGCUUUGGCAGUUCACUCAGCACCAGUGCCAGCUUUGGUGGUAUACUCAACGGCGGUCCUAGCUUUGGUGGUGCCAUCAGCACCAGUGCCAGCUUUAGUGGUGCACUCAAUGGUAGCGCUGGCUUUGGUGGUGCCAUCAGUACCAGUGCCAGCUUUGCUGGUGCACUCAAUAACAGCGCCAGCUUUGGUGGUGCCAUCAGCACCAGUGCCAGCUUUGCUGGUGCGCUCAAUAACAGCGCCAGCUUUGGUGGUGCCAUCAGCACCAGUGCCAGCUUUGCUGGUGCACUCAAUAACAGCGCCGGCUUUGGCGGUGCCAUCAGCACCAGUGCCAGCUUUGCUGGUGCACUCAACAACAGUGCUGGCUUUGGCGGUGCCACCAGCACCAGUGCCAGCUUUGCUGGUGCGCUCAAUAACAAUGCUAGCUUUGGCGGUGCCAUCAGUACCAGUGCCAGCUUUGGUGGUGCGCUCAAUAACAGCGCUGGCUUCGGGGGUGCCAUCAGCACCAGUGCCAGCUUUGCUGGUGCUCUCAACAACAGCGCUGGCUUUGGCGGUGCCAUCAGUACCAGUGCCAGCUUUGGUGGUGCGCUCAGUAACAGUGCUGGCUUUGGUGGUGCCAUUAGUACCAGUGCCAGCUUUGGUGGUGUGCUCAGUAACAGUGCUGGCUUUGGUGGCGCUAUCAGCACCAGUGCCAGCUUUGGCGGUGCAAUAAGCACCAGCCCUGACUUUGGCGGUGCAUUCAGUACCAGUGUUGGCUUUGGUGGGACACUUAGUACCACUGACUUUGGUAGUACCCAUAGCAACAGCAUUAGCUUUGGCAGUGCUCCUACUACCAGCGUCACCUUUGGUAGUUCUCAAAGCACUAACCUCUGUUUUGGUGGAGCACCCAGCACCAGUCUCUGUUUUGGCAGUGCAUCUAACACUAACCUAUGCUUUGGCGGCUCUUCCAGCACCAACUCCUGCUUUAGUGGUGCUACCAGUGCCAAUUACAGUGAGGGGCACAGCACCAGUGCCAUUUUCAGUUUUGGGAAUGGGCUAAGUACCAGUGCUGGCUUUGGAAAUGGGUUGGGCACCAGUGCUGGCUUUGGAAGCAGCCUAGGUACCAACACUGGCUUUGGUGGAAGCUUAGGCCCCAGUGGUAACUUCAAUGGUGGCCUGGGUACUAGCACUGGCUUUGGCAGUGGUCUAGGCACCAGCACUGAUUUUGGUGGUGGACUAAGUCCUAAUGCUGACUUCUGUGGGGGACUGGGUACCAGUGCUGGCUUUGAUGGUGGACUAAGCACUAGCACUGAUUUUGGUGGUGGACUGGGCACUAGCACUGGCUUUGGUGAUGGACUGGGCAGCAGCACUGGCUUUGGUGGUGGACUGGUCACUAGUGAUGGCUUUGCUGGUGACCUGGGUACCAACACAGGUUUUGGCGGCACACUCAGCACUGGUGCAGGCUUUAGUGUAAGCCUCAGCACUGGCAAUGGCUUUGGCAGUGGGCCUAAUCCCAGCUUCGACAGAGGACUGAAUACCAUCAUUGGCUUUGGCAGUGAUUCCAACACCAGCAGUGGCUUUACUGGUGAACCCAUCACCAGCUCCAGCUUCAGUAAUGGACCCAGUUCUAUUGUUGGCUUUAGUGGUGGACCAGGCACUGGUGCUGGCUUCUGCAGUGGACCAAGCACUGGUGGCUUUGGUGGUGGACCAAGUUCAGGAGCUGGCUUCGGUGGACCAAGCACUGGAGCUGGCUUCGGAGGACCAAGUACUGCAGCUGGCUUCGGUGGUGGAAUGAGCACUAAUGCUGGAUUCAAUGGUGGACCAAGCACCGGUUCUGGCUUUGGUGGUGGAGCCAGUAGCCUUGGUACCUGUGGCUUCUCUUACGGCUAGUGAAGUUUCAGGUCUGUUCCCCAUGUUUACAGAUAAAGCUAAAUGCAGCAGUACUUCCCAUGGAGCCAUGUGCAGCUUUGGAAUCAUUGUCCACACAGCAGUCUAAGCAGCUACUACCCAUCAGCUGAAUGGAAAAAAAAAUUCUGCUGUUCCUGCUUUGUGUUUGCUUCUUGUGGUGUUGUCAUAUUUUGGUAUCAGAGUUACAUUAAAUUUGCCAAAGCAACGUGA
This is a messenger RNA of Meriones unguiculatus (Mongolian gerbil), 5728 nucleotides long. RefSeq names its product trophinin (gene Tro). NCBI's taxonomy places the organism in Eukaryota, Metazoa, Chordata, Mammalia, Rodentia, Muridae. Bases 287 to 5500 code for a protein of 1737 amino acids. The transcript is spliced from 13 exons. The record is from RefSeq and is a predicted model, not a curated record.